Molecule: messenger RNA, 3218 nt
Organism: Stegostoma tigrinum
Lineage: Eukaryota; Metazoa; Chordata; Chondrichthyes; Orectolobiformes; Stegostomatidae
Product: fanconi-associated nuclease 1
Exons: 13
Coding region: 76-2862 (928 amino acids)
Biological process (GO): interstrand cross-link repair
Cellular component (GO): nucleus
Molecular function (GO): 5'-3' exonuclease activity; flap-structured DNA binding; 5'-flap endonuclease activity
Source: RefSeq, a predicted model, not a curated record
UGCAGUUCCCAUUAUCUCUCAUCACUAACCUGUGACUGGUUGGUUGUCCCUCCGGGGGCGGAGCGAUCGGUGAUCAUGUUGUCUCCUCCGCCGAAGAGGCCGUGCUCCCGCCUUUCGCUGCGGGCGCGAAGAAAUGCGUUAGCCCCGGGCCGUAUUCAGGCCACAGCCCCUGAAGCGCAAGUAGCUCCCCGGAGAGCUGCGGGCAGUAGUGGCGGCCUUCCAUGCAAACUAUCGAGGCGGCAUCGGAGAGCGGCCCCGGCUCCGGCCCCGGCCCAGGGGGAUGGAGCGGCCCCGGCCCAGGGGGAAGGAGCGGCUCCGGCCCCGGCCCAGGGGGACGGAGCGGCCCCGGCUCCGGCCCCGGCCCAGGGGGAAGGAGCGGCCCCGGCUCCGGCCCCGGCCCAGGGGGAAGGAGCGGCCCCGGCCCAGGGGGAAGGAGCGGCCCCGGCCCAGGGGGAAGGAGCGGCCCCGGCCCAGGGGGAAGGAGCGGCCCCGGCUCCGGCCCCGGCCCAGGGGGAAGGAGCGGCCCCGGCUCCGGCCCCGGCCCAGGGGGAAGGAGCGGCCCCGGCUCCGGCCCCGGCCCCGGCCCAGGGGGAAGGAGCGGCCCCGGCUCCGGCCCCGGCCCAGGGGGAAGGAGCGGCCCCGGCCCAGGGGGAAGGAGCGGCCCCGGCUCCGGCCCCGGCCCAGGGGGAAGGAGCGGCCCCGGCUCCGGCCCCGGCCCCGGCCCAGGGGGAAGGAGCGGCUCCGGCCCCGGCCCAGGGGGAAGGAGCGGCCCCGGCUCCGGCCCCGGCCCAGGGGGAAGGAGCGGCCCCGGCUCCGGCCCCGGCCCAGGGGGAAGGAGCGGCCCCGGCCCCGGCCCAGGGGGAAGGAGCGGCCCCGGCGGACGGAUUAACCCCGGAGUGGGGUAGGCCCCCGCUCCCAUAUUACUUGAGGAAUUUCUUGCUGGUGAUGGAAACGGUUCUGGCGAGUGAAGAUAAAGAACUUUUCAAUGAAGCCGAUGACCACUGGCUGGGAACAUUCCAGAAACUCUCAGUUACUGGCCAAAAGCUCUACGUGCGACUCUUUCAACGGAAGCUGAACUGGUUGAAAGUGACUAAACUGAAUUAUCCUGAGAUUGGUUUGAAUCUGACCCCCAUCAUUGAGGAACUGAGGCUUGCAGGCUUGUUAUUGACAGAGUCAGAUUUGUGCAAUGUCUCAGAGGCCCUGAACCUGCUGUCUGCUCCUGAACUCAAAUUAUUGGCAAGAAGCUUCCACCUGCGACCCCAGGGCCAGAGGGCAGAAAUACUGGAGUCUCUGCUACGCUUGUCCAAGCAACAGUCGAUCUUCAGCUGCAGUCAGAAGCCAUCAAGUCCUGGCCUUGCCCUCCUCAACAGGGUGAAGAUGAUGAUCGGAAAUUGUGUGAGAGUUGCUACUCCAGCCCGUGCUGUGUUCUCACGGCUGUUACUACUUUUCAAUCUGACGGACUACACAGAUGAAGAGGAAGCAGCCUGCGCUGGCCAGAACCAGCUGUUCACAGUACUACUGGUUAAUAAGGGUCAUGUCACCUUCCCCAAUUACACUGUGCUGAGGAAGAAGAAAAUAUUCCGACACAGAGAUGACCUGCUCAGAUAUGAUGAAGCCGUGCAUUCUCUGGCCGAGAUGAUCACUGCGAUGACCAAUGGGGUUUGGAGUGAUGCUCUCCAGAUUUAUAAAAUUGCCAGGGAGAAAUGGAGCCGGCUGGAGAACAACAGUGAUGUCAGGUUUCAUCAGCAGCUCCCAGUGUACCUGCGAUGUUUCACUGCAGGCUGGGUCUACACACGGAUCCAAUUCCAUGGGGUUGAAGUUUUACAACGACUGCACAUGUAUGCGGACGCAGUGGAGGAAUUGCAAAAUCUUUUAGGACAAAGCAUCUAUUGUCCGGGCAGCCGUGGCCAUUGGUGGAAUCGACUGAGUCUAAAUCUUCACCAGCAUCUGAAGCAGACUGAUCAAGCAAUCCACUGUUUGUGGAAAGGUUUGGAUGACGUCUGGGUUCACUUGGGACAUCGGCUGGCUUUAUAUCAGCGGGCACUGCGGAUUCGUGAUUCUCCAAGCUGCAAGAAAUGGUGUCACCUUCUUCAGGAUCUGCCAGUAGUGAGUGUAGAGGAUGUGCCACAUGUGACAAUAAAGGCCAGGUCGUGCCCAGGGAUGGGCAAUGCUUUAUUCCUCAUGGACAACAUCAGUGAAGGGUCAAGUUUGGGCCAAGGGGAACCUUGCAGUACAGUGAUCUGUUCAGUGGAGGAGGUUUCUCUGGCCUACUAUCAGCAGCAAGGUUUCGAUCAGGGAAUACAUGGUGAAGGAACCACAUUCUUAACACUCUUUGGACUGCUCUUUUGGGACAUUAUCUUUCUGUCUGGAAUCCCAGAUGUUUUCCGAAAUCCCUAUCAGGCAUGUCCUCUGGAUCUCUACACUGACUGUUUCUAUCAGCAACGGAGGGAAUGCAUUGAGUCACGGGUAGACUUCCUGGAAAAUGCAUCCAUUGAGACUCUCUGCACACUCAUUGCUGAUGCGUGGAAUGGUUACAGAGGCAUAAAUGCCACGUUAGUUAACUGGGAAAUCUUCAACUCACUUCAGCAGGUGCAGAGCCUGGUGAGCUGUCUGGGUGGUCCAUUCCUAAGUAGUAUUUGUAAGAUUCUGGCCAAAGACUUGAGGCAUGGCCGUGGGGGCCUCCCUGAUCUCGUUGUAUGGAACAGCCACAGAUGCCAGUAUAAGCUUGCAGAAGUGAAGGGUCCAAGUGACCAACUCUCCCACAAGCAGAUGGUAUGGCUGGACCAGCUGCAGAGACUUGGUGCUGAUGUCGAAGUUUGCCAUGUUAAUGUAGUUGGAGCACGGAGCCACCAGCUUAGUUAAUGCUGACUGCACAAGUCCCAGUUCCCAUUGAUGCCACAGCCCAGAAGCUGGAAGGAGGAUACAUCCCUCCCUGCAGGGUGUGUGGGGGUGCACUGAGGUGGAAAUAGCCAUAUGGAUAUGAUCCUGUAAUAUAGCCCACCUCUUACCCACCAUGCACUGUUGUUGCUAAAACGCUCAUGGCUACAACAUUCAUUCACUGUUUCUUCCUAAUGUCUUUUUUUAAAAUAUUGAUAUUGCAGAAGCUGCAAGACGUGUUAAGUGUUUCCAGCAUUUGUACUGGUAACUUUUCUACAACUUUUAAUACUUGUACAAGCAGCUCUGGAAAUGUCAUUUAGAAAAUACAUUAAAUAUUUCAU